Molecule: messenger RNA, 1751 nt
Organism: Fukomys damarensis (Damara mole-rat)
Lineage: Eukaryota; Metazoa; Chordata; Mammalia; Rodentia; Bathyergidae
Product: UDP-glucuronosyltransferase 1-1
Exons: 5
Coding region: 86-1687 (533 amino acids)
Molecular function (GO): UDP-glycosyltransferase activity
Source: RefSeq, a predicted model, not a curated record
UUGCUCAUGAUAAAAGGGUGAAUAUAAAGAAGUCAAGCAGGAGGCACAGUGUGUGUGUCAGGUCAGUUCCCCAGCUUCUGGGGACAUGGCCACAGCACUCCCAGUGCCUCUGCGAGGCCUGGUGGGGCUGCUGCUCUUGGUGUGUGUCACGCCGUGGGCUGAGUGUGGGAAGGUGCUGGUGGUCCCCAUGGAGGGCAGCCACUGGCUCAGCAUGAAGGACGUUGUGAGGAAGCUCCACGCCCGAGGACACCAGGCUGUGGUCCUGGCUCCAGAUGUCACUCUGCACGUGAAAGGAGAGGACUUCUUCAAUUUGAAAACCUAUACCUCUCACUACACCGAGGAAGAAUUUCAUCACCUAAUAUUGAGCCACACUAAAUUGAUCUUUGAAACACAGCAUUAUCUGAAGACAUUUUUAGAAACUACGGCAAUUGUGAAGAAAGGUUCAGCAAUCUAUGAGAGGUCUUGUGUGGAGAUGCUGCAUGACAGUUCCCUGAUCAGCCAACUAAAUUCCAGUUCCUUCGAUGUGAUUAUCACGGACCCUAUGAUUCCUUGUGGGGCAGUUCUGGCUAAGUAUCUGCGUAUUCCUGCUGUCUAUUUCCUGCGGGCCAUACCUUGUGGCUUUGACUUUGAGGGCACACAGUGUCCGAACCCUUCCUCCUAUAUUCCGCAGUUGCUCACAACAUACUCUGACCACAUGACUUUCCUGCAGAGAGUCAAGAACAUGCUGUAUCCUCUGGCCUUGAACCACAUAUGCCACAUUAGUUUUGCUCCCUAUGCAAGAAUCGCAUCUGAACUGUUCCAGAGAGACGUGUCUCUGGUGGACAUUCUCAGCCAUGCUUCUGUGUGGCUGUUCAGAGGGGACUUUGUGUUCGACUACCCCAGGCCCAUCAUGCCCAACAUGGUCUUCAUCGGGGGCAUCAACUGUAUCAGAAGGAAGCCACUUUCUCAGGAAUUUGAAGCUUAUAUUAAUGCUUCUGGAGAACAUGGAAUUGUGGUUUUCUCUCUGGGAUCCAUGGUCUCAGAAAUCCCGGAAAAGAAAGCGAUGGCUAUCGCUGAGGGUUUGGGCCAAAUUCCUCAAACGGUCCUGUGGCGCUACACUGGAACUCCACCAUCGAAUCUCGCGAAGAAUACGAUCCUUGUGAAGUGGUUACCCCAGAAUGAUCUGCUUGGUCACCCGAAGACCCGGGCGUUUAUCACGCAUUCUGGCUCCCACGGUAUCUACGAAGGGAUCUGCAAUGGGGUCCCCAUGGUCAUGAUGCCCUUGUUUGGCGAUCAGAUGGACAACGCGAAGCGCAUGGAGACGAGGGGAGCGGGUGUGACCCUGAAUGUCCUUGAAAUGACCUCCGAUGAUUUAGGAAAUGCUCUCAAGAAGGUCAUCUAUGAGAAAAGCUACAAGGAGAACAUCAUGCGCCUGUCCAGCCUGCACAAGGACCGCCCCAUAGAGCCUCUGGACCUGGCUGUGUUCUGGGUGGAGUUUGUGAUGAGGCACAAGGGGGCGCCGCACCUGCGCCCUGCAGCCCACGACCUCACCUGGUACCAGUACCACUCCUUGGAUGUAAUCGGCUUCCUCCUGGCCAUCGUGCUGUUGGUGGCCUUCGUCGCCUUCAAGUGCUGUGCCUAUGGCUUCCGCAAAUGCUUUGGGAAGAAGGGGCGAGUGAAGAAAACCCAAAAAUCCAAGACCCAUUGAGAAGCGGGUUGGGAGAAAAGGAAAAAGUUUUGCUCCAUUUUCUAAUCAAACGCAAACUUGAAAA